AUGGCGGACGUGUGGAUUUCUCGAAAGCGAUGGACGUGCAAGUAUUGCGAUGUCACGAUCAAUGACGACCUGCCAUCGAGGCGGCAUCACGAAACAGGAGUGAGGCACAAGCAAAACGUACGAAAUGCGCUGGCAGAUCUGUACCGCAAAGGCGAGCAGGAACGCAAGGAUGCCGAGCACAUGCAAAAGGAGAUGGCGCGCAUCGAAGCACUUGCUGCUGCUAGUCACGCCAAGGAUCUGGCUUCCGCGGAUGCUUCCGUUGCUUCCUCUUCGCAGCAGCCCGCACCGCCAGCUGCAUCGUCGUCGUCAAAGCCAUCGAUACCCACCCGCGCCAAACCACAGGCAGGUCUCGGCAGAGUCGCUCCUCAAAGCGUACGGUCGUUAGCUGAAAAGUCACCACAGCCCAUCGCGCAACCAGGUGAAUGGGAGCAAGUGCAACCUGCCUCCUCUGCAUCUACGUCGUACUCCAACGAGCCGUCGGAUCGGGACAGGGCGAAAUCCUUCCGCUUGAGGGAGAAGGUGGCUCGUGUGGACGACAGUGACGACGAAAGCGAGCUCAGCUCCAUCAAGGUCAAGAAACGGGCCCGCAAGGAUUUGGAUGUGGACGGGGGACCAUCGCUGCUGCCAACAAGAGUCCAAAAGGACGAGCAAGCCCAUCUUACGGAUUUGGUCAAGGUCGAAUCGGACGUAGUAGCACCAUCAGAUCUGAGCACUGAUACAGCAGAGUCAUCGGUUCCAGCCGUCAAGAAGGAAGAAAGCGGCGAGGCUAUCGCCACGAGUGGCAACAGUGCAGAGCCGAACCUGUUCAAAAAGCGAAGAGCUGGCGCAGGUGCUGGUGCCAAACGUGUUAGAGCCGUCAUCUAG
Messenger RNA from Sporisorium graminicola, 864 nucleotides. RefSeq lists its product as uncharacterized. Gene Ontology annotation, molecular function: RNA binding; zinc ion binding. Gene Ontology annotation, biological process: mRNA splicing, via spliceosome. Gene Ontology annotation, cellular component: nucleus; precatalytic spliceosome. NCBI's taxonomy places the organism in Eukaryota, Fungi, Basidiomycota, Ustilaginomycetes, Ustilaginales, Ustilaginaceae. The record is from RefSeq and is a predicted model, not a curated record. The transcript has a single exon. The coding region runs from base 1 to 864 and encodes 287 amino acids.